Molecule: messenger RNA, 7746 nt
Organism: Knipowitschia caucasica
Lineage: Eukaryota; Metazoa; Chordata; Actinopteri; Gobiiformes; Gobiidae
Source: the annotation of a GenBank genome assembly
AUGGCCGAUAAUGUCUUAGACUCGGGUCCGCCUUCAGCAAAGAGGCCAAAGCUGUCUUCUCCAGCCCUGUCGCUGUCGGCCAGUGAUGGAAAUGAUUUUGGCUCACUCUUUGACCUGGAGCAUGACCUCCCAGAUGAGUUGAUCAACUCCUCAGAUCUGGGAAUUUCAAAUGGGGGCAAUUCCAUCCAGCUUCAUAACAGUCUUGGGGGACAUGGUGCAGGACUCGGCCUUGUUGGAAGCCAGGAGACUGUUUCCAAACACAAACAACUCUCUGAACUGCUACGGACUGGGGCAUCAUCAUCGCAGAGUGGUCCUGCAUCUAACAGUAUAGGACCAGGUGCCCCCAUGGGUAUGAUGGGAGGAGUAGGUGUCUCCCCAGUUGGACAUCAAGCCCAGCAACAGUCAGGACUAAUGCAGCAGGUUAAUGUGGCUGGUGGUAUGGCAGUUCAUAAUAGAGGUGCUAUGAUGGGAACACAAAAGGUCAACACUGGACAACAGCAAGGACUGAUGGGGGGACAUAUGAUGAAUGGCUCACAGAGGAUGAACUAUAUGGGUACCGCUGGCUUGGGUGGUAGUAAUAGUAACCUGCUAGCGGAAACCCUUCAACCACAGCACGGAGGACAGCAAAUGGGCAUGUCUCAACUAGGAAUGAGACCACAGCAACCUGAUGCACUGAAAAAGAUGAAUAUGAUGGCCAACGCGGGACCCUAUGGUGGACCAUACACCCAGUCAGCGAGCCAAGGCCUGGCUGGAGCAGGACUGUGUUCACAGCUUCAGGCCAAGGCAGGGAUGCCCAACAAUAUGCCUGCACCGGGAGCUGGCAUACCUGGGAUGGGCUCCCAUCAGCAGUCUGCUGCAGUUGGAGGUGUCUCAGCUGGUGCACUGCCUGUUGGCCUCGGCACAGGAGGAACCGGCUCUGGUGCUGCCCCCACGGCAGACCCUGAAAAACGAAAGCUAAUACAACAGCAACUGGUCCUUUUACUUCAUGCACACAAGUGCCAAAGAAGAGAACAAGCCAAUGGGGAAGUUCGGCAUUGCAACUUGCCUCACUGUCGCACCAUGAAGAACGUGUUGAACCACAUGACCCAUUGCCAGGCGGGCAAGUCUUGCCAGGUGGCCCACUGUGCCUCAUCCAGACAGAUCAUUUCUCACUGGAAGAAUUGCACUCGACAUGACUGUCCUGUGUGCCUGCCAUUGAAAAAUGCUGGAGAUAAGCGGAGUCAGCAGGCUGCCCUCAGUAGUGCUGGGAUGAGCUUGGUAAACUCCUUAGGCACAGGCAUCCAAAGUGGACAGGCCAACUCUUCAAAUGUUAGUCCUGCAAGCCAAAUAGACCCCAGUUCUAUAGAGCGAGCCUACGCUGCUCUUGGUCUUCCGUACCAGGGCAAUCAGAUGCCACAACAAAUGACACAAACCAAUGUGCCAAACCAGGGGCCGCUGAGCCAGCCUGGAAUAAGACCUCUGAAUUCUAUGGGAGGAAACUCUGUUGGGGUGAACGGUGGUGGAGUCCAACAAUCCAGUCAGGGCAGUGUCCUUCCAAACAUGUUACAAAAUGGCAUGAUUUCACCAAGUUUAAUGAGCAAUGGAGUUGGAAACCUAGGUUCAAUGCCAACGGCAGCUAAUCCAUUGCCAAACAGUAUAAGAAAGCCCUGGCAUGAAGACAUCACACAAGACCUUCGCAAUCAUCUUGUUCAUAAGCUCGUGCAAGCCAUAUUCCCUACCCCUGACCCUGCAGCAUUGAAGGACCGUAGGAUGGAAAACUUAGUAGCUUAUGCUCGUAAAGUAGAAGGAGAUAUGUACGAGUCUGCGAAUACAAGGGCUGAGUACUAUCACUUUCUGGCAGAGAAGAUUUACAAGAUUCAAAAAGAACUCGAGGAAAAGAGAAGAACAAGACUUCAGAAACAAAGCAUGAUGCCCGGUCAGCAAGGGAUGCCUCAAGGGCCGCCCACCCUGGGCCAGCCCCCGAUGCCACUGGGGCCGUCUCCAAAUGGCCCUCAUGCUGAUCCAUCUAUGGUCAGAGCACCUGGACCCAAUCAAAUUAGUAAUAGAAUGCAAAACCCAGCAGCAAUGAACCAAUUUGGGCAAAUGGGGAUGCAAACAAUGGGCCCAAGGUCUACUGCUCAUAAUCCAGCAAUUAAUCAGAUGGGAAUGGCGCAAAUGAGGAUGCGUCAGCCCAAUGCCACGCAGUUACAAAACCAGUACCUCUCUUCGCCUCAGUUCCCUGGGUCAAGUCCAGGCCUUUGUUCUGGUGAUGCUGGAUUGAACCAGUCUGGGGUUCAAAUGCCAAUGCAAAACCAAAUGUCAACCACGCCUAUACCAACCGCCAGCAGUCCUGUAGCGCAACCUGCUCCCUCUGGCCUGAUGUCGUCUGCUGGUGUCAACAGUACUGUGCCUAUCUCCAACCUUCCUCCAUUGUCAAACCCUCACUGUGCAGCUAUGCCCUCAAACUCGCCCUCGCCUGUACAAAGUCUUACUCCUCAGCCUCAUGAAAGUCCUCCAAUGUUGCCUGGCCCUCAAACACCCACACAUCUCUCCCCAACCACGCCUCAGAUGCCUCAAACGCCGCAGCUGCAACAAGUGUCACAGCCUUUGUCAGAACAGGGUGGCGAUGCUGACCAAACUCUGCCAGAGUCACUCGGAGAUAUGACGCCUCCAACACCAAGCCUUCAGGAAAGUCAGGCCACUGCACCACUUACAGAGAACGCUCCCUUGUCUUUACAGCCCCCAAAGACUCCCCUUUCACCCGCUGCAGCACAUGCCACAGUGGAUGAAGAAUCCUCACCAGCUUUAGACAUCAAAACCGAAUCCAACUCCACCCCUUCUACCACAGACGAUCAAGCACCCAACCAGGAAGAUGUUAAAGAGGAAGUUGUCACAAAGGAAGAUGUAGACAAUAAAGGCGCUCAAACAGAAGAGGACAGAAUGGACAUAGGCAAAGGACAGCCUGAUUUUAAGUUGGAAGAGAAGCCAGAUAUGAAGAAAGAGAAGCCAUCUGGCAAAGAAUGUAAAGACGAGUCGAUGGAAGUUUCUUCAUCAGAGCCUUCUACGGCAGGAGAAAUUGAGGACAAAAAGCCGGAGAUCAAGAAGGAACCAAAACAGGAAGAGGAGUGUUCGGGGUCUAUUGCUAACAGUAGCUCCCCAGCUGGCACACAAAGCAAAAAGAAAGUUUUUAAGCCAGAAGAGUUGCGUCAAACUUUGAUGCCCACUCUUGAGGCUCUGUACCGGCAGGACCCAGAGUCCCUUCCCUUCCGUCAGCCGGUGGACCCCCAGUUACUGGGAAUACCCGACUACUUUGACAUAGUGAAGAACCCUAUGGACUUGUCAACUAUCAAGCGAAAGCUGGAUACUGGACAAUACGAAGAGCCGUGGCAGUAUGUUGACGAUAUCUGGUUGAUGUUCAAUAAUGCUUGGCUUUACAACCGCAAGACGUCCCGUGUUUACAAGUACUGCUCCAAACUCGCCGAGGUGUUUGAGAUGGAGAUCGAUCCUGUCAUGCAGGGUCUUGGAUACUGUUGUGGAAGGAAGUAUGAAUUUUCCCCCCAAACCUUAUGCUGCUAUGGAAAGCAAUUAUGCACCAUUCAACGUGACGCUACUUACUUUAGUUACCAGAACAGGUACCACUUCUGUGAGAAGUGUUUCAGCGAAAUCCAAGGCGAGAGCGUUUCCCUGGGGGACGAUCCCUCUCAUCCGCAGACAUCUAUAAACAAAGAGCAGUUUCAACGCAAGAAGAAUGACACACUCGACCCAGAGUUGUUUGUAGAAUGUUUAGAUUGUGGUCGGAAAAUGCACCAGAUUUGUGUCUUGCACAACGAAACCAUUUGGCCAACAGGUUUUGUUUGCGAUGACUGCCUUAAAAAAGCUAAUAAGACACGGAAAGAAAAUAAAUAUGCAGCUAAAAGACUCCCUCAGACUAAAUUGGGGAACUUUUUAGAGACUAAAGUGAACGACUACCUCAAAAGACAAGGCCACUUUGAAUGCGGAGAAGUCACCAUUCGUGUGGUGCACAUUUCUGACAAAUUUGUGGAGGUCAAACCUGGCAUGAAGUCUCGGUUUGUUGAUAGUGGAGAAAUGUCAGAGUCGUUUCCCUACCGAACAAAGGCUUUGUUCGCCUUUGAGGAAAUUGAUGGCGCAGAGGUGUGCUUCUUUGGCAUGCACGUGCAGGAGUAUGGGUCAGACUGUCCUCCUCCAAAUCAAAGAAGGGUUUACAUCUCCUAUCUGGACAGCGUGCACUUCUUUAAACCUCGUCACCUCAGGACUGCUGUUUACUAUGAGAUCCUUAUCGGCUACCUGGAGUAUGUCAAGAGAUUGGGGUAUACAACGGGGCAUAUUUGGGCUUGUCCUCCCAGUGAAGGGGACGAUUACAUCUUUCACUGUCACCCAGCUGACCAGAAGAUCCCCAAGCCAAAACGCCUCCAGGAGUGGUACAAGAAGAUGCUGGACAAGGCUGUUGCAGAACGAAUUGUUCAUGAUUACAAGGAUAUCUUCAAGCAGGCGACAGAAGAUCGACUGACAAGUGCCAAGGAGUUGCCAUACUUUGAAGGGGAUUUCUGGCCUAAUGUUCUCGAGGAAAGUAUCAAAGAGCUGGAGCAAGAAGAGGAAGAGCGAAAAAGGGAAGAAAAUUGUACCUCAAAUGAGACCACUGAUUCUACAAUUGGGGACAGUAAAAAUGCCAAAAAGAAAAACAAUAAAAAGACAAGUAAGAAUAAAAGCAGUCUGAGUCGAACGAACAAGAAGAAGGCGGGAUUACCGAAUGUUUCCAAUGACCUUUCACAGAAACUUUAUGCCACUAUGGAGAAACACAAAGAGGUAUUUUUUGUCAUUCGUCUAAUUGCUGGACCUACUGCCAAUUCAUUGCCACCCAUCACCGACCCGGACUCCCUCAUGCCUUGUGACUUGAUGGAUGGCCGUGAUGCUUUUCUCACUUUGGCCCGGGACAAGCACCUGGAGUAUAGCUCUCUUCGAAGAUCCAAGUGGAGUUCCAUGUGCAUGUCAGUGGAGCUGCACAACCAGAGUCAGGACCGCUUUGUAUACACCUGCAACGAAUGCAAACACCAUGUGGAGACACGAUUCCACUGCACUGUCUGCGAGGAUUAUGACCUGUGCAUCAACUGUUACCAUACUAAAGGCCAUGAGCACAAGAUGGACAAACUGGGGCUUGGGCUGGAUGAUGACAGUAACAACCAGGCAGCUGCCACCACCCAAAAUCCUGGAGACUCACGCCGCCUCAGCAUCCAGCGCUGCAUCCAGUCACUGGUCCAUGCCUGCCAAUGUCGAAAUGCCAACUGUUCUCUGCCGUCGUGUCAGAAGAUGAAGCGGGUUGUUCAGCACACAAAAGGAUGCAAGCGAAAAACCAAUGGGGGUUGUCCUAUAUGCAAGCAACUCAUUGCUCUUUGCUGUUACCAUGCCAAACAUUGUCAAGAGAAUAAAUGUCCUGUCCCAUUUUGCUUAAACAUCAAACAAAAGCUUCGGCAACAACAGUUGCAGCACAGACUGCAGCAGGCACAGAUGCUCAGGAGGCGGAUGGCCAGUAUGCAGCGAGUGGGUCAGCCCACUGGAGGACCGCCUGGUGCUCCUUUAGGUCUCCCAUCACCAGGAAACAAUAGCACAGCCCCCAGCACCCCGACGUCUGGAGGCACUCAGCCUCCCACUCCUCAGACACCCACACACCACAUGCAACAGGGUCCACCACAGCCUAUGGGCUCAGGAUCUGGAAUUCAACAGCCGGGGACGCUGGCCCCUCAGGGCGGAAUGGGACCACAGCACCAUGUGCAACAUCAGUUCCCUCAGAUGAGUGGUGGGCCUGGGCCUGGGAGCAUCAUGAACUCCCCUCAGCAUCAGCAGAUGCUUACUCAGCACCAAAAUGGGACAAUGAACUCUCCCCAGCAUCAGCUCAAUACUUCAUAUGCUGGCCGACCUCUUGGCUCUUCUCCCGUCCAUCAUUCCCAAGGGAAACCAGGCCAUGGCUCUGCCACACCACCCCAACAGAAGCAGCCAGGAGGAGCCAUGACGGCUGGUAUUGGUCAGUCACAGAAUCCCCCCGUCAUGCAGCCACAGCCUCCCCCAGGACCACCACAAGCUGCAGUAGAGAUUGCUAUGAAAAUCCAGCAAGUAGCAGAUGCUCAAAGAAAAAUGGCUUUGCAGAGACAAACAGCCCCAAGCAUGAUGUCCUCGCAUGGACACCACCAACAAGCGCAGAGCCAAAUGAACAUUGGAAAUGCCUCCGGAGCAGGAAUGGUUGGACCUCAGGCCGUUUCUUCUCCAAACCCGGCAGCAGUGGCAGCCCGAGCACACAUGGAUCCACAGAGGGCUCAAGCAGGCAUGGUUGUAGGGCAGAUUCAGCAGCACUUUCAGCAAAGUAACAUGCCCACUCAGCUACAGCAGCAAAGAAUGACGACGCCACUUCAAAACCCUCCCCCACAGCAAUGGGCAGGACAAGGUAUGCCCUCCCAAAGGCCAAUGAUGAAUCAGUUGGGUCAUCCUGGUAUGAUCGCUGCCCAACAGCAGCCAAUGCAGCAGCAGUCAUUAGUGCAGCAACCUCCUAUGAACAUGGCCUCACCACAACAAGGCCCUGGAGUAGCUGUCCCCGGAGCGCCUGGAGGAAAUAUUCCACAGGGUGCCCUACAGGACUUGCUCCGAACACUACGUUCCCCGAGCUCUCCCCUCCAGCAGCAGCAGGUUCUGAACAUUCUUCGAUCCAACCCUCAGCUCAUGGCUGCCUUUAUCAAGCAAAGAGCAUCGAAAUACAAAGGAGGCCCAGGAGGUCUGCCAGGCGUCCCAAACCAACCAGGGGGUCCAGGGGUCAACGGCAUGACUGCAGGUGGUCCACAGGUGGCCAAUCUCAACCAUCCUCAGUUCAGAGAGAUGCUCUUGAGGCGACAGUUACUGCAGCAGCAGCAGCAGCAGCAGCAGCAGCAGCAGCAGCAGCAGCAGCAACAGCAACAGCAGCAGCAACAGCAACAACAGCAGCAGCAACAGAUGGGGAUGAACCACAGUCGAUUUCAGCAGCCUCCACAAACGCCCGGCUACAUGGGUCAAGCCCCAGCAGGCAUGCAGCAGUCUUCUGGACCCUCUGCUCAGGCCCAAAGUUACCAAAACCCCUCUCAACAACAGGCAACAGCAGCUCUGCAGCAGAGGCUCCAGCACCAGCUGCAGAUGCAACAGCAGAGCAGCAUGAGUGAUGGGGGGCCGAUGGGUGUCCCUCAGCAGUCGCAGGGCCCACAGCCUCCGCAGGGUGGACCACCACCAUCCCAGACUCUGCUCCAACAAGCUCUUCAUCAGCGCCUUCUCCAACAGCAGCAGACCCUUGGCCCCGGUGGGUCUCCGGCUCCAAACACUGGUCCCAUGAGUCCUCAACAGCCAUCUCCACAUCCUCAUCUGCAGGGAGCAGCAAUGUCUGCGUCUCUGGCUAACCAAGUCCGCUCCCCGCAGCCUUCUCCCAGGCCUCAUUCACAGCCUCCACACUCCAGCCCGUCCCCACGCCUGCAGCCCCAACCUUCUCCUCAUCAUAUCUCUCCUCAGGUACAGACAGGGUCCCCACACCCCUCCCACCUGAACCAUCACCCUGGGAUGGGCCCCCCUCAGCACCAGCCAGCAAACCAGCAUCCACAGAACUCAAUGGAUCAGUUUGGGACGGACCAGAACGCUAUGUUGUCCCAGCUUAAUAGUAUGGCUGGCCUUCAUGGGGCAGGGGCCACUGCUCAGGACCCCUUGGGCCAGAACCUUAACCACAACCCUUUAGACAUCAUGUAG